Trifolium pratense (red clover) is the source of this 1215-nucleotide messenger RNA. RefSeq lists its product as uncharacterized. NCBI's taxonomy places the organism in Eukaryota, Viridiplantae, Streptophyta, Magnoliopsida, Fabales, Fabaceae. The record is from RefSeq and is a predicted model, not a curated record. The coding region runs from base 1 to 1215 and encodes 404 amino acids. The transcript has 7 exons.
AUGGAUUUUAGCAUUCCAAUCAUCAACCUCCUUUUACAUUUUCUUGUCCUUGUUUCUUUGGUUUAUCCUAUUAAUUGUUCAGAAACAAGCAACCACCAAUUGGCCAAUCAAACGUUUCAACAAGGGGAAAAUGUUUAUAAGUUGAAGAAGAUGAUUGCAACCCAUUUACAACAAAUCAACAAACCAGCUGUUAAGACAAUUCAGAGUCCUGAUGGUGAUAUCAUAGAUUGUGUGUUGACUCAUGAACAACCAGCUUUUGACCAUCCACUUUUGAAAGGACAAAAGCCAUUGGAUCCUCCAGAAAGUCUAAUAGAGCAUAAUCAAACUAGUAAUUUGAGUGACGUAUUUCAGUUGUGGAGCACAUCCGGAGAAUCAUGUCCUGAAGGAACAAUUCCAAUUAGAAGAAUAACUGAACAGGACAUAUUAAGAGCCGGUUCUAUUAGCAAAUUUGGACAAAAAUAUGCUGAUGGUUCUAAACACGAACAUGCAAUUGUUGCUGUGGAAGGGGAUGGGUACACAGGAGCAAAGGCUAGCCUAAAUGUGUGGGCUCCCAAAGUGGAAAGUCGAUAUGAAUUCAGCUUGGCUCAAAUAUGGUUAGGCUCUAAAGAUUCAGAAACUAUUGAAGCUGGUUGGCAGGUCUGUCGGACUAUAUAUGGAGACGACCGCCCUAGAUUGUUUAUUUAUUAUACGGUUGAUAACUAUGGAACUGGGUGCUACAAUUUGAAAUGCUCAGGGUUUGUUCAAACAAAUAGGAAAAUCGUACUUGGAGGUACACUUGCUCCAAUUUCAGUAUAUAACGGACGACAAUAUGAUAUGACCUUAAAGAUCGAACAGCAUGCAAAGACUGGUAAUUGGUGGCUUGUAUUUGGAAAAGGAAAUAUAGUUGGAUAUUGGCCAUCUUCCUUGUUCAGAGAAUUAAAGGGUGAAGCAUAUUUUGCUCAUUUUGGUGGAGAAGUAAUAAAUUUAAAAUCAACAGGGUCUCAUACUACUACUCAAAUGGGUAGUGGACAUUUUGAUACAGAGGGUUAUGGAAAAGCUGCAUAUAUUAGGAAUAUACAAGUUGCGGUUAAUUCUCCUAACGUCUGGAUUGAUCUGCCAGAUCCUGAAUAUACAAUGGAGAAAGAAAAUUGUUAUGCUAUAAAAGGAAAGUAUGGUAAAAUUUGGGGGAAUUACAUAUACUUUGGUGGACCUGGCAAGAAUGCAGAUUGUCCCUAA